Molecule: messenger RNA, 665 nt
Organism: Schistocerca cancellata (South American locust)
Lineage: Eukaryota; Metazoa; Arthropoda; Insecta; Orthoptera; Acrididae
Product: bile salt-activated lipase-like
Exons: 3
Coding region: 42-398 (118 amino acids)
Source: RefSeq, a predicted model, not a curated record
ACCAAUUUUUCGUGGAAGGAGUGGACGCUGCUGUUAGAAGCAUGGCUUGCUAUUCUUCGAAGCCUGUGUACACCUACCAGUUCUCGUUCGUUGGUCCCCUCAGUGCAUACCCUGGGGGCCCAGGUGCAGCUCACACCGAUGACUUGAAAUACAUGCAUGCAGCAGACACUCUGGAUUCUGAUUCGGAUGGAGGUAUAAUCAGGGAUCAGAUGAUAAAGAUGUGGACAAACUUCGCUAAAUAUGACAAUCCAACGCCAGAACUGACUUCCCCACUGACGGAAACGUGGAGGGAAUACGACAAAUCUUCUCCUUACUAUCUGGAAAUAACGCGACCCCUUCGUCUCAGAACUAACUUGUCCGAGCCAUACAUGACCUUUUGGCACAACCUGCUACCGUGAUGACAUUUCAUGUGUCACUAAUAAGCACAGUAAAACAAUUUCGUACAAGUUGUCACUUGCUUAAACUGAAAAUUUUAAAAGCAACCAUUUUGCUGCUCUGUUACAGGUAGUAACAGAUAUUACUGCAGGACACAAGUAGUCAGACGGCAGAAUCUGUAUAAUAUGAAGUAAAGUAUAUUCACUCUAUUUUGUAACGAACGAAUUUACAAUAAUAGAACUGCAUUCUUCAGAGACACAGUUGCACUAAGCCGCCAGUAUGUUCGCAUG